Molecule: messenger RNA, 702 nt
Organism: Gryllus bimaculatus (two-spotted cricket)
Lineage: Eukaryota; Metazoa; Arthropoda; Insecta; Orthoptera; Gryllidae
Source: the annotation of a GenBank genome assembly
AUGGCCCGCCUAGCUCUUCCCACGUCGCUCGUGCAAGUCGCAGUGUGGAGUUCGCGCGCCAUGCAAGCGCUAUCCGAGCAGUGCCGCCUCAGCGGCAUAGCAGACGCCUGUUCAGAGGCCCUGCAAAAGCAGCGCGCGAUCGUGUCGUUCACGCGCUGUAAACUACGAGUUGUACAAGCCGGGGCGGACGCGGCGGGAAGGCUGACAUUCGCCCGUGGUGUGCAGGAUCGCCGUUGUUGCCUGGUGUGCGGCGCUCGCGCCCGUGCCGUUUCAGCGCCCGUGCUGCUAUCAUCCCGCUGCCGGCCGCGGGUGUGGGCCGGCGGGUGGGCGCGGCGCUGCUGCCUCCGCACGCCGUUCUGGCACGCCGCCGCACUCCCGCACCCCCCGCGACGCUCCGCGCCCGUCCCCCUCGCGCGCUGCGGCCGGGUCUCGCGUGCUACUUUCCGGACGGCGGACGGCAAGCAGCGCACGCGUCGGCUUGUGUCGGGUCCCGGGCGCGCGCUCUUCGACGUGGCGGAGGUGGCGCUCGCGGGCGCGAGCAGUCGUGGCGCCCCCCGCUCCGCGCAACGCGUGCUGUUGGCCGCGCUGCUGCUGCUGGCGCUGGUGGUGGGCCACGCCUACUCCGGCCAGCUGCUGGGCUUCCUGGCCGCGCCGCCGCGACUUCCAGACCCCAACACCCUCGAGGAGGGCGCUCAUUAUUAA